This is a messenger RNA of Tauraco erythrolophus (red-crested turaco), 1217 nucleotides long. The record is from RefSeq and is a predicted model, not a curated record. NCBI's taxonomy places the organism in Eukaryota, Metazoa, Chordata, Aves, Musophagiformes, Musophagidae.
UUCUUCAUCAUCCACGGCUGGACGAUGAGUGGCAUGUUCGAAACCUGGUUGGGCAGCUUGGUGUCUGCUCUUCAGGAGAGAGAGAAGGACGCCAACGUGGUCGUGGUGGAUUGGCUUCCACUUGCCCACCAGCUCUAUACUGAUGCUGUGAACAACACGCGGAUUGUUGGAAAAAGCAUAGCGAGGCUGCUCGACUGGUUACAGGAGAACCCACUCUUCCAGCUUGAGAAUGUCCACCUGAUUGGGUACAGCCUGGGUGCCCACGUCGCUGGCUUUGCUGGUAACCAUGUCCAUGGGACAAUAGGGAGAAUUACAGGCUUGGAUCCGGCUGGCCCUAUGUUUGAAGGAGCAGACCCUAGCAAACGCCUCUCCCCUGAUGACGCUAACUUUGUGGAUGUCCUUCACACCUACACCAGGGAGACACUAGGCGUUAGCAUUGGGAUCCAGAUGCCUGUAGGCCAUGUUGACAUCUACCCCAACGGGGGAGACUUCCAGCCUGGCUGUGGAUUGGGUGAUGUCUUGGGAGCAAUUGCCUAUGGGACAAUUGGUGAAGUUGUUAAAUGUGAACACGAGCGGUCUGUGCACCUCUUCGUGGACUCCCUCGUGAACCAAGAUAAACAAAGCUUCGCGUUUCAAUGUACCGAUUCCAGUCGCUUCAAGAAGGGCAUCUGCCUGAGCUGCCGGAAGAACCGCUGCAACGGCAUCGGCUACAACGCCAGGAAAACACGGAACAAAAGAAACAGCAAGAUGUACUUGAAAACAAGAGCUGACAUGCCGUUCAAAGUCUACCAUUAUCAGAUGAAAAUGCAUGUCUUCAGCUACGAAGGCUUGGGAGAGGCUGACCCCACUUUCUCCGUCACCCUUCAUGGCACCAAUGGAGACUCUGAACCCCUCUCUUUAGAAAUGCUUGAUCAAAUUGGUCUAAAUGCCACGAACACCUUCCUGGUCUAUACUGAAGAGGACAUGGGUGAACUUUUAAAAAUAAAGCUCACCUGGGAGGGAACAUCUCAGUCAUGGUACGAUCUGUGGAAAGAGCUGAAGAGCUACUGGUAUCGGCCUGCGAAGUCUUCCCAGGAACUGCAUAUCAGACGCAUACGUGUGAAAUCUGGAGAAACGCAGCAGAGGUUUGCCUUCUGUGUGGAGGAUUCCCAGUUGACCAGUAUAUCUCCGGGUAAAGAGCUCUGGUUUGUGAAGUGCGCAGAGGAAUGGCGAAAAAG